AUGGCCAUGCAAAUCUCCAUCGCCAUCAUCAUCACAUUCACCGCUCUCUCUAUUGUUAGAGCCGACAGACGUCAAGAGGUGCCAAUAGCUGGCAUCUUUGAAGCGGGUUCCGUCGGUGAAAGUGCCUUCUCAUUCGCCGUCUAUGUGUAUAACAAAAAUUCGCGCAAUCCCUUUUACCUCCUCCCAAAGUUGAGUAUUCUUGUUCCACCUCACGAUGCCCUCCGUGUGAUGGAUAGGUUCUGUGACCUUGUCAGUGACAACGUUCUUGCCGUCUUCGUCAGUGAGCUUGCAUUUGACGGAGAAGUGAAUAAAGUACUUGCUAACACCGCGGCAGCACUACAAAUCCCUCUAAUCACGACAGCUGAUGGGCGAGGAGGUGUAUAUACUCGAAACCUAAUGCCAACUACUACAGAUGCCCUGGCGGAAGUGCUGGUUCAUGAGAAUUGGACGACCUUUGCCUACCUUACCACAAGUAUGGAGGGCGUUGGAAGAUUAGGACAAUUGAUUUGGGAGCUUCAAGAGCGGGGAAGCAACUUGAGUUUGGCGGAGGUCACGGUGCACUAUGUAGGUGUCCGCGGGAUCGAGGAAAAAGAAUUGCAAGAAUCUCUUGUAGCGCUGGACGGAGCAUUGAAAAAGAGAGUUACAAGGAGAGUGGUAGUCGACUCAAGAGUAGCGGAGACCAACCAAUUGAUGCGAAUGUUUUCGCGCAUGGGAAUGAAUAGAGGCGAGUAUGAGUUUCUGUUUGCUAGUCUCAAUGUGGCCGACACGGAUCUGGUGGACUAUAUUUACUCCGGAGUUAAAUUGGCAGGGUUUAGACUGAUGGACCCAGACCGCAAUGAUGUGAAACAAUUCGCUGCCGAUUGGAACAACUGGAACAGUCGCAGUUCCACUGUUCCUAACCUCGCGCCCACCGCUUUUACCACCGCUACCUCUACACCGCCUUUCUACCACGCCGCUCUGAUGGCCGAUGCUGUGGCACUCUUCACCUCCACAUUGCAUUGUCGCCUUCAGCAGAUGGAACCGCAUCGGGCCAACGCUUCGCUGGCUGAACUCACGGCAGCCGCACUACAGAUGCGUCAGCAAUCAUCAUUAAAUGGCGGUAGUGGUAGAGGCGAUGGUAAUGGACGGUCUGGAUGCUAUUUGGGCGGUCGACUGAUGUAUCAACACGGAGCCUACCAGGUUCGCGGACUGGGAGCAAUUGCGGAGUUGAGGAGACACUUUGUGGCUGUAGACGUUGGUGAUGGAUGUGGUGAUAUGGGACUGCGUGGGUUGACAGGAGAUUUGCGUACUUGUGUGGAGGAAAGAGAAGUGGGAGAACUGGUGCUCUGGUCGGCCAUGGAUACAACGGGACUGCAGCCGGUGGCCAGGUGGAGCCCAACAACUCACUUAAAUUUUGAUGCCUUCAAGCCUCCACUCAUUGCAAAGGCGGUCGACACUACGCCAAAGCCGAGUGAUGACUUUGAAGGUGGCGAGCGUCUUCCUCAAGUAUGGGAGGAGGAUUUUGACCCUUCUGUCAUCAUCGACAGGCAGCGCCUAGCUGACUACCGCAAUCGCACCAUCCGUGUGGUGACCAUUUGGUCUAAGCCCUUUGUUCAACCCAAGCCUCGUAAACUUGGAGCGCCUCCGGCUCAAGGAAUCGAUCGAUUCGAAGGGUUCUGUGUGGACCUGCUGGAGGAAAUUAGUAAGAUAGUUGGCUUCAAAUACGACAUCCACAUUGUAUACGAUGGAAUUUUUGGAACAAAAAUAGGAGAAAUGCCUCCACAGCGUGUGGAAGUGUUGUCAAGACGGCCACUAAGCAAUGUUGUGGAUCGACGUGUGGAGACUCGGAGGCUUCAGGUGUGGAACGGACUAAUUGGCGAGAUUUUGAAUAACACGGCUGACUUGGUGGUGGCGCCACUCACAGUGAACUACCUAAGAGCUCAGGUUGUAGAGUUCUCUGAACCGUUUCUCGCCUUCGGUCUAUCCCUGAUCAUUAAGAAACCGGGGAAACAAAAGUCAGGAAGUUUGUCAUUUCUGAGGCCCCUAUCAAAUGCCGUUUGGUAUGCGAUAUUUGGUGCGUGGAUCACAGUGAGUUUGGGUCUCUACGUGAUUGCCCGAAUCAGUCCAACUGAGUGGCAGGUGAUGAAGGAUCCUCUGACUGGGAAGCGGUAUUACAAUCGACGAUUUACUUUGGGAAAUUCCAUUUGGAUUUCAUUUGCCGCGUUUGUUCAACAGUACCUUUCUUUUAUCCUCCAGGGUGUGGAUUUUGCUCCACGAGCACCCGGUACCCGACUACUGAUUGCGGUGUGGUGGUUUGUUACCCUCAUUCUCAUUGCCUUUUACACAGCCAAUUUGGCUGCCUUCCUGACCAUCUCGCUUCGUGUACCACCAAUCAAUGGUUGGAGUGAUUUGCUCAAAUCUGACAUGGAGUAUGGAUCAUUGAAGUCGGGCUCCACCAGGGAUUUCUUUUUUAACACAAAAUUGGAACCGUUUGCUCAACUCGGGGCCUGGAUGAAAAGAAACACCCACGCCCUUGCCAGUAAUUUGGAGGAGGGAGUGGAGAGGGUUCGCUCAUCCAAGGGCAAGUACGCAUUUGUCCUGGAGUCCGUGAUGAACGAGUAUGUCAACAAUCGGGAGCCCUGUGACACAAUGAUGGUGGGCAGUGCCUUUGGCAAUUACGGAUACGGCAUCGCUCUGCCUCGCAGGUCGCCGAUGCGUGAAGCCCUAAGCGAUGCUGUCCUGCGUCUGCGCGAAAGUCAAGUGCUCACUAACCUUCGCAAGAAGUGGUGGAUCGAGCGGGGUCAGUGCUCCGCUGCCGCGGAUGCUGAUCGAUCAGCGGCAAAUGCCUUAGCCCUGAUAAACGUUGCAGGUGUGUUUCAUAUCCUCGUGGGUGGACUCCUACUGGCUCUGCUGGUGGCUGCGGUGGAACUCUCAUGGCACAUGAGAUGGAGGCAUAAGGGGCGGUGGUGGCGGAGACGGAGGAGGAGGAGGAGAAGUGAAUCCACAGAGGCAACACGGAAGUCGACCAAGUCGGAGGUGGGAACGAGACUGGAGAGCAACGAAGUGGAUCCAUGGACAAUGCAAAUACAGUAG
Molecule: messenger RNA, 3072 nt
Organism: Hydatigera taeniaeformis
Lineage: Eukaryota; Metazoa; Platyhelminthes; Cestoda; Cyclophyllidea; Taeniidae
Source: the annotation of a GenBank genome assembly